AUGCUGAAGGCUCAUAAGAAGGGUAUCCGGCGUGCUACUGUGAACACUUUUGGGUACAUUGCUAAAGCCAUUGGUCCACAAGAUGUCCUGGCAACUCUACUGAACAAUCUCAAAGUGCAGGAACGUCAGAACCGUGUUUGCACCACUGUGGCAAUUGCAAUAGUAGCUGAAACCUGUUCUCCUUUUACGGUUUUGCCAGCACUGAUGAAUGAGUAUCGUGUUCCAGAACUUAAUGUGCAGAAUGGUGUUUUGAAAUCCCUCUCUUUCCUGUUUGAGUACAUUGGUGAAAUGGGGAAAGACUAUAUCUAUGCAGUGACCCCGUUGCUCGAGGAUGCCCUCAUGGACAGAGAUCUGGUUCACAGGCAAACUGCAGCUUCUGCUGUCAAGCACAUGGCUUUGGGAGUAGCUGGAUUGGGCUGUGAAGAUGCGUUAGUCCACUUGUUGAACUAUGUCUGGCCAAACAUAUUGAGACAUCCCCGCACGUUAUAA
Messenger RNA from Prunus armeniaca (apricot), 489 nucleotides. The record is from the annotation of a GenBank genome assembly. NCBI's taxonomy places the organism in Eukaryota, Viridiplantae, Streptophyta, Magnoliopsida, Rosales, Rosaceae.